Molecule: messenger RNA, 617 nt
Organism: Meloidogyne enterolobii
Lineage: Eukaryota; Metazoa; Nematoda; Chromadorea; Rhabditida; Meloidogynidae
Source: the annotation of a GenBank genome assembly
UGACAUUUUAUCCCUUAACUUAGAGAAAAUAUGAAAAAGAAAUAGUGUAGUUAGAGAAAGAGAAUUAUCAAAAAUUUUGGUCGUUUCAGUGCUGAAUUCUGAGAGUGAAAAACUACUGUAUUUUAAAAUUUUUAGGUAACACUGGGUCAAGAUGGAAUUUGAUGAAUUGGAAGGUACCGAGUUUUCAGCAUGAAAUUUGAUGUUUGGAAGGUUGGGCGCGCCGAACUAUGCGGAUUCAAAUUUGCGGACCCCAAUUUUGCGGACACGAAAUUUGCGACUAGAAACUUGCAGAGCCGAAUUGCGGAUCUAGAUUUUCGGACCAGAAAUUGCGGACUGCCAGUAGAUUCUAUUGGACUUAUUUUCUUUCUUUACUCAAGUGUCAGUCCUCAAACUUUGGGCCGCAAAAAGCAGGUUCUCAAAUUCGAGUACGCAAAUUACGUUUGCAAAGUUCAGGUCCGCAAAUGAGUUGUCCCAAAUUUUUAAUUUUGGAAUCUGAUGAAAUUUUGGAAUCUGAUGAAGUUAUUUUUCGAAAAGCAUGAUGAUUAUAUAUUGAUAUUAGUUUUGUAAUUGGAUUCGAAAUGAUAAAGUUUAUUGAUUGUAUUCUUAUUUUUCGAUGC